CCUUUACUCUGUUGUGUCGACCAUCCGAACAAAAACAAGUGUUUUCUGUCUGGUCCAGCAAGUACCUAACGGACUAGAAAGAAAGAGAAAUGGGCGUGGAGUGAAAAAGAGUUCAAGUGAUCAGCCCACGGAAUAUAUGUGAAGAGUGGAACGGAGUAAGCUGCCAUAAACUCUGGAUCUUAGAGAGCGUCAGUCAAACAAGUCAACAUCCAAAGCACCCUCCACAGCAAGACCUGUGAAAAUGUCGUCUACAAGGUCCAGCGUCCGCCGUUUGGCUUGCGUCACGGGCCAUUUUCAUCAACCUGCAGCUUCGUUUUGCAGCGGGUCCCCAGCUAUUUCAGAGAAAGUUUUCGCCAAGGGGUCAGCCCUCCCACCUCUCACCCCAGGACGGCUGCGGCUGUAUAGCAUGCGACUCUGCCCGUGGGCUCAAAGGACACGCUUGGUGCUGGCUCACAAGAACAUUCCGUAUGAAACGGUCAACGUUCACCUGGCAAAGAAGCCUAAGUGGUUCUGGGAGCGGAACCCGGUCGGCCUGGUGCCGGUGCUGGAGCGGGAUGGUAUGGUGCUGUGUGAGUCCUCGGCCACCUGCAUGUGGCUGGACGACGCCUUCCCGGAGAACAGACUACAGUCCAGCGACCCGUACAUCCGCGCCUGGGACCGUGUACUGGAGGAGUACUACGGACGGCUUGCCUCAAGUUUGUAUGGGCUUCUGAAACCUGAUGAGAGUGAAACGGCUCUGAAACAAGUACACAAGUGUUAUGCCUACUAUGAGGACGUCCUGGUGAAAAGAGGCGGUCCUUUCUUUGGAGGAUCCAAGCCUUCUCUGAUCGACUACAUGGUGUGGCCGCACAUGGAGAGGAUCCCAGCAGUCUCGGAGAAAUGGGCCCCGGCGGCCGCGCUGGACAAGGCCAGGUACCCCAAACUGGACGCCUGGUACCGGAGCAUGUACCAACUGCCCGCUGUGAAGGACACCAUGUUUGAUCACGAGACGCAUCGCCAGUUUCUGAUAUCUCUUAGGGAGAAAACAUAUAAUUACGACAUCGGUUUGUGAGCGGAAGGACACUGGUAUGAGGACACGGGGAUGUUUGAAGUGAAUUGAAGAUGGUUUUUUUUUUAACAUAGUCAGUGAAAAACUUGCUAUUAUAUUGACGUGAUUGGCUUAGGAGAGGAUGACAUUCGAAGCUGAAUUUUUAUGUGGACAAUGAAUAUGUACAAUUAUGUCUUCGGCUUACGACGAGUUGGACUUUUGUAUCUGAAUUGAAGCUGAAUUUUUAUGUGGUCAAUGAAAAUGUAGACUUAUGUUAUUGACUUGUGAGAGAAUGGACUCUUAGUAGUCUUAGACAUCUGAAGACGAAUAUUUUUGUGAUCACUUAUGUCAUGGGCUUGCGAGGAGAUGCCUCUGCGAUGUUCAAAGCUGGAUUUUUAUGUGGUCAGUGAAAAACUAAGCUUUCAGUGUUGAAAUGUGAGAUAACACUUAAAUCAUUGCUUAAUCCUAUAUGUACGUAGUGUUAUACUAUCGUAUCCAUAUGACGUGGGGAACUCUGUGACAUCACUUUACAGAGAGGAAAUUUACUCGUUAGU
Aplysia californica (California sea hare) is the source of this 1581-nucleotide messenger RNA. RefSeq names its product glutathione S-transferase omega-1. Gene Ontology annotation, molecular function: glutathione transferase activity; glutathione dehydrogenase (ascorbate) activity. The transcript has 6 exons. NCBI's taxonomy places the organism in Eukaryota, Metazoa, Mollusca, Gastropoda, Aplysiida, Aplysiidae. Gene Ontology annotation, cellular component: cytoplasm. Bases 242 to 1051 code for a protein of 269 amino acids. Gene Ontology annotation, biological process: glutathione metabolic process. The record is from RefSeq and is a predicted model, not a curated record.